UAUGCGCAUGCGCAGUGCGGGAAAAGAACACGGUGAAGAUUCAAAGUUUUUGUUCAAUUUUUUGGUCUUUCUUCUAUGGUGAUAAAUUGAACGAGAAAUAGACUAUGUUUGGCUUUCACAAGUCAAAGAUCUACCGGAGUAACGACGGCUGUUGCAUCUGCAAGACAAAGUCCUCCAGUUCACGCUUCACAGACAGCAGCAGAUAUGAGGAGACGUUCAGGCUCUGUUUUGGCCUCUCAGAGGAUCGAGUUGGAGACAUCUGCAAUGCAUGUGUGUUACUGGUGAAGAGGUGGAAGAAGCUGCCUCAUGGCUCCAAGAAGAACUGGAAUCAUGUGGUGGAUGCCAGAGCUGGUCCAGGCUUUAAGGUGACAAAACCCAAGAAGACCAAGAACAUCGAUGGCAAGAAAAAAAGCAAACUCAAGAAGCUUCACAAAUUAAAAAGACAAACAGACUCAGAUGCUCACAGCACGACCUCCAGCAUGUCUCCUGCCCAGUCACCCAGCUACAGCAACCAGUCAGAUGAUGGCUCUGACAUCGAGUCCAAACAAAGACGCACAACUCCUUCCAGCUUUUCCUUCUUGGACCGUUCCUACUGGAAAAGGCAAAAGGUGUGUUGUGGGAUUGUCUACAAGGGUCGGUUUGGAGAGGUGAUUAUUGAUCCUCGACUUUUUAAGCCCUGCUGCAGUUCCAAGAACCAGAAGACACUGGUGCCCACACAAGUGGCUACACACUUGCCAGAGACGCAUCCACCUCAGGUCCCCGAAGACGUACACAAAACCUGGUGAAUGCUUUGUUUUAUCCCCCUGUGGGGUUAUCCAAGGCAUCCACCUGGAUUUGUCUCCAGUGGCAGACCUCAUUUCUACUCCUUCUGUUAGAUCAAUUAGUUUGAUGUUUGACCAAGUAAUAUUCCUUUUUUUUUAAAAAAAAAAACAACAUAUUUUUGUUUUUACUUUUGUAUAGAAUUGAGUUCUUAUUCUUUAUUGAAAGGAAACAAAAUCAGGGCAUUAGUGUUAUUUAUAGGACAAGGAGACACAUUAUGUUCAAGCCAAGUUUUGAUUCUGACUUUUUUAAAUUUUUACAAUUUUUGUCAUCAGCUUUUUGUAAAUAUUUUGACAUUUUUCUCAAGACAGCUAUUUUGUUUUAUGAUUUGUCAAUAUGAAAAACACCAGCUAUUUCUAAUACUGGCUUUUUGUGUUGAAGUGGGUCUUCAACUGUUGCUGCAAUGUUUUGUUCUAUCUGUUUGCUCAGUAAAUACAACUGAGAGGUUUUUGUUUUAAAGUACACAUAUGGCUUUUACUAACACCAGGAAUUAUUAGCACAUCUGUUCUUCACAAAUGUAAAGAUCCUUUAAUAGGUAUGUAGCUCAAGUAAAUUAUCCAUUGGAAUUAUGCACAGCUUAAUGAUGCCUCAGACAGAUUUGAAAUGCUCCAUUUGUUCAGCGGUUUGUGCACAUUCACAUAGCUAGAUGACCAUGCAUGCAGUAUGUUACUGUGCUUUUUGGAAUGACAAAGGUGGUUUAUUUAUUUCUCUUGUACAGUCUCAAGCAAAAUGACACUGCAUGUUGUAGAGCAAAUGCUUUUUUUUAUGGACUUUUUACAUUCUGUCAUUUGGCUCAUGGUAUAUCUGAACCUUUAAGGAAACUACAGGGACAGUAAACCACUACAUUUGAACGGUGCUAAAAACACAUCCUCCUGCGUUAAGUCAGUUUGAUCAUACUUUCGUUUUUUAGUUGUUUUUUUUUGUUCUUCAAGACGCAUUUCUCUAAAGGCAUGCAGAAAAAGGUUUAAGCCGCAGGGGCAUGUAGAAACUAAACUGUAGCACCAAGUGAACGCUGAUGUUCUUAACUGUGUUUCAUUUACUGUCAAAAACUAAACAGCCAGGACACUGGGUUAUGUUUUAUGGUUACCUCACAUUUUGACCAGAAAAAAAUGCUCUUAGAAAAAUGUGUUUGAUUAUUGUGAUGAUUUAAUCUUAAAGGGUUGUCAAAAAUGCAAACUAUGCAGACAUUUUGAAUGUGAGAAGUGCCAUGGGGCUUUCUGUCACUUUCAUUAUAUUUUAUAUGUAGAGUGAUAGAUCCUUAUUUAACCAAAUUGGCUUGUUAAAAGCAUCAUUUGUUUUAAAUUUUUUUUAAAGUAAUAAUGUGACAUUCAGCUCAUUAUUCAUCUCAAGGUUCUUUUGUAUGUCAUGUUAAAAACAAUGCUCGUAUUGCACAGUUAUUGCCAUGGUGCAUACUGUCCCAAAUUAAUACUGCAGUGACAACGGUUUCUUUUUUUUUAUUAUCUGUUUUAUUUUUUUACAUUUUGUAACCAAGCUCAGCUAAAUGAAUUGACAGGUGUUGCUCUGUAAAGUUUCGUAAUAUAUUUAAACUGUUCUGCGGCAGGGUAGUAAAAUGCUGAACAUUUCUUAUUAAGGAUAUAUGCUGCUUCCUUUUAAGUGGGGAAAAUAAGCUUUUUUUUGUCCUUAGGGAGUUGCCAUAAUGUUUAACGAGGUACAUUUUGGGAUGUAAAAUGUGCCUUAAUGAAUUACCCGACCUUUCCAUUAUGAUUCUUAUGUAAUUUAUAUUUAUUUAUUGCGCAACUUUUUUUUCUUUUUUUUUUAAGUGAAAUUUCAGAGGAAACUGGUGUAGAGCCUUUCAGAAAGUCUGUUUUAAUUUUGUGCACUUCUUUUGAACAUGCAUUGUAUGUUUUGUAAGCCUUUUUGUAUACUGUACCACAAAGUAGAUCUGUAUAAUAAAAGUAAAAAG
Molecule: messenger RNA, 2743 nt
Organism: Cololabis saira (Pacific saury)
Lineage: Eukaryota; Metazoa; Chordata; Actinopteri; Beloniformes; Belonidae
Gene: sinhcafl
Product: SIN3-HDAC complex associated factor, like
Exons: 6
Coding region: 105-785 (226 amino acids)
Biological process (GO): negative regulation of cell migration
Source: RefSeq, a predicted model, not a curated record